GGAGAGUUCUUCUUCUUUCUGCUGCCCUCUGUGAGUCCAUCUGAACCUCUCUCCUUUUGCUCCCUCUCAUAGUGCAGAGCUGCUCAAUCACCCCCAGCUCUACAAUGGAGAGAGGGGAAAUCCUGGCUGUGUGUCUGCUGUGCUGGAGCUGCAGCGUGUGUGUGGUAACAGCCAUCCAGAGGGCUGAUAUGUUUCCUUAUGGCACUCUGAGUGGAGAUUUGAUUUUGGCAGAGGGCGACGAUGAAACCUCCAGAGUGCUGUCCCUGCCCAAACCCUUAUACUUCUACGACACCCUCUUCUCACAGCUAUAUGUGGCUACCAAUGGUAUCAUAUCAGCCCAGGACCUGCCGAUGGAAAAGCAAUACGUAGAUGACGACUUCCCCACAGAUUUCCCUGUGGUGGCUCCGUUUCUGGCUGACAUUGACACCAGCGGAGGGCGAGGACAGAUUUACUACCGUGUGACCGAGACGCCCAGUGUGCUCAACAGAGUGGCCCAGGAAGUACAUCGGGGUUUCCCAGAUGCAAAAUUCACACCCACACAUGUUGUGGUUGCAACAUGGGAGAAUGUCGCGGCAUAUAAAGAACAAACUCGAACCAGUGGAUCUUCAAACAAGGUCAAUACGUUCCAGGCAGUCAUUGGUUACGAUGAGACCGAUUCAUACGUUCUCUUCCUUUACCCUGAAGGUGGCCUGAACUUCUUUGGGACCCGCCCCAAGGAGCCUUAUAAUGUUGAGCUAGAGCUUCAUGCUAGAGUUGGCUUCAGCAGAGGAGAAGUCACAUAUCUGAUCUUCUCCCGGACUGAGGGACCUCACUACAGUGUCACCAGCGAUGUGCAGAGUGUUAAAAACCUCUACCAGGUUGGUAAUACAGGAAUUCCUGGGGUUUGGCUUUUCCACACUGGAAACCGUUACUCUUUCGACAACAUUGUUCCUGCAUCCACUGGUGGCCUCCUUGUUACUCCACCAAGUGGAGGAUUUCACCUCUCCCUGGACACCACCACCCCUGAGUAUGGUGAGUUUGAGGAAUAUACAGAUGGCACUCUUGACCCUUAUAAUGAGGAGGAAGAUGAUGAUUAUCCUCUGACUGGCGGGAACCCUGCAUUCCAGCCAGCUCCUGCUGGUGGUGACCACUCAGCACCAGAUGCUCCCUCUUCACCUUCAGAGGAUUCUGGUCAUCAGGUGUCAUAUGGCAGCAAGGAUGUACCACUGACCUCUGAACCCAGGUACAGUUCAGAGCCAGCAGAGAGGCAGUAUGUUCCUCCUAAUCAUCCAGAAAGAGAAUCAGAGGGAGGUGCUCGGCAGACUCAGGAACAGCAACCACAGGUUCCUCUGGAGGUGGUGGAUGUCUACCCCCCCCACAGAAGUGUACCACCUCUUUCCCCUGGAGGUCACGUGGUCAGCGUGGAUGAAGACGAUGUUGAUUUUGACACAGGAGUGAUUCAUUACACUACAGAGAAUAAGGAAACAUGUGCCAGAUUCCAACAGCAGUGCUCCCAGAAUGCAUUUUGCUCCGACUACGCCACAGGCUUCUGCUGUCACUGCCGGCCUGGCUUCUAUGGAAAUGGACGCCACUGUCUCCCUGAGGGUGCUCCACAGCGUGUUAGUGGUAAGGUGAGCGGAACAGUGACUGUGGGUUCGACUCCAGUGGAGCUGAACAACAUUGAUCUUCAUGCCUACAUCGUGGUGGGAGAUGGGAGAGCGUACACUGCCAUCAGUGAGGUACCCGAGCCAGUGGGCUGGGCUCUGAUGCCACUUGCACCAAUAGGAGAGCUGUUUGGAUGGCUGUUCGCUCUGGAGCUGCCUAAUAGCCAAGCAGGAUUCAAAAUCACAGGUGCGGAGUUCACUCGGCGUGCAGAGGUGAUCUUCUACCCCGGAAACCAGCGCCUGUCAAUCAUCCAGACAGGCCAUGGCCUUGAUGACCACAACCACCUCACUGUGGAUACUGUAAUCAAUGGCAACGUGCCCUUCCUGCCCCCUGCGGCUGAAGUUACCAUGGAACCCUUCAAGGAGACCUACCAGUACUACCCAUCUGUGGCCACCUCCACUUCUGUCAGGGAGUUUUCAGUUGUUUCGGCAGAGCGAGGCUCAGAGUCCUUCUCCUUCCAGCUGAAGCAGAACAUCACCUACCGAGACUGUCGACAUGACAACCGUGCCGCUGUCCAGGAAACGCUGCAGAUCACCAUGGAGAGGGUGUUUGUGAUGUACGUCAAGGAGGAGCGGAUCCUGAGAUAUGCUAUCACCAACAAGAUCAGCCCAGUUGGAGCUGAGGGAACAGGACUGGAGCUGGUCAACCCCUGCUACGCUGGAAACCACGACUGUGACACCACGGCCCAGUGUAUCCCACUGGAGGGCCAGGCCUUCCAGUGCCAGUGUGCUACUGGUUACAGAGGGGAUGGACGCAACUGUUACGACAUAGAUGAGUGUGCUGAGGGCCUGAGUUCAUGUGGUGCUCAUGCUGAGUGCAUGAAUCUGCCCGGUAGCCACCGCUGCCAGUGCCAGAGCGGCUAUGAGUUUGGCUUUGACGGACGUACCUGUGUUGAUGUAGAUGAAUGCAGCACCUCUCCAUGUCACAUCGACGCCAGAUGUAUCAAUGGACUGGGCUCCUUCCAGUGUCAGUGCCAGCCUGGCUUUUAUGGUGAUGGUUUCUUCUGCUCCCAACAGCAAGGACAGACAGGUCGCCCAAAGAGCCAGUGUGAGCAGCACAGAGACAGCCUGCAGAGUGGAGCGGAACACGGUGGUCGACCAAGUGUCGGAGCCUUCAUCCCUCAGUGCGACUCUGAUGGACGGUACCGACCCCUGCAGUGUCACGGCUCCACUGGACACUGUUGGUGUGUGGAUGAAAGGGGGCAGGAGAGAGCAGGAACCAGGACACCACCUGGUACAGCACCCACAGACUGUGACAAACCAGAUGAACCAGAGCGUCCUAAAACACACUGUGAGCACCACAGAGACAGUGUACAGACCACCAGUCCAGAGGGAUAUCCUUUACUUGGAGCAUAUGUACCUCAGUGUGACUCUAAUGGACAGUACAUACCUUUGCAGUGUCAUGGCUCCACUGGACAUUGUUGGUGUGUGGACAAUAAUGGACAGGAGAGAGCUGGAUCAAGGACACCACCUGGUACAACACCCACAGACUGUAGCAAACCAGAUGAACCAGAGCAUCCUAAAACUCACUGUGAGCACCACAGAGACAGUGUACAGACCACCAGUCCAGAGGGAUAUCCUAUACUUGGAGCCUAUGUACCUCAGUGUGAUGAUGACGGACAGUACAGAUCGUUACAAUGUCACGGCUCCACUGGACACUGUUGGUGUGUGGAUGAAAGAGGACAGGAGAGAGCAGGAACCAGGACACCAUCUGGUACACGACCGAAAGACUGUGACAAACCAGAUGAACCGGAGCGUCCUAAAACUCACUGUGAGCACCACAGGGACAGUGUACAAACCACCAGUUCAGAGGGAUAUCCUUUAGUUGGAGCCUAUGUGCCUCAGUGUGACGCAGAAGGACAGUACACACCACUGCAGUGUCAUGGCUCCACUGGACAUUGCUGGUGUGUAGACAGUAGGGGACAGGAAAGAGCAGGAACCAGGACAUCACCUGGUGCACCACCAACAGACUGUGAUAAACCAGAUGAACCAGAGCGUCCUAAAACUCACUGUGAGCACCACAGAGACAGUGUACAGACCACCAGUCCAGAGGGAUAUCCUAUAGUUGGAGCCUAUGUCCCUCAGUGUGAUGAUGACGGACAGUACACACCACUGCAGUGUCACGGCUCCACUGGACAUUGUUGGUGUGUAGACAGGAGGGGACAGGAGAGAGCAGGAACCAGGACAUCCCCUGGUACACGACCCAAAGACUGUGACAAACCAGAUGUACCAGAGCGUCCCAAAACCUUCUGUGAGCAGCACAGAGACAGUGUUCAGACAACCAGUCCAGAGGGAUAUCCUAUACCGGGAGUGUUUGUCCCUCAAUGUGAUUCAAAUGGACAAUACACCACUCAACAGUGUCAUGGUUCCACUGGACAUUGUUGGUGUGUGGAUAUUAGAGGACAGGAGAGAGCAGGAACCAGGACUCCGCCUGGUGAACCAACUGUAGACUGUGACAAACCAGAUGAACCAGAGCGUCCUAAAACUCACUGUGAGCACCACAGAGACAGUAUACAGACCACCAGUCCAGAGGGAUAUCCUAUACUUGGAGCCCAUGUCCCUCAGUGUGAUGAAAAUGGACAGUACAUACCACUGCAGUGUCACGGCUCCACUGGACAUUGCUGGUGUGUGGACAGUACGGGACAGGAGAGACCAGGGACCAGGACAUUACCUGGCACACAACGCAAAGACUGUGACAAACCAGAUGAACCAGAACGUCCUAAAACUCACUGUGAGCACCACAGAGACAGAGCUCAGACUACCAGUCCAGAGGGAUAUCCUAGAGUUGGAGCUUAUGUACCUCGGUGUGAUGAUGACGGACAAUAUCUACCUCGACAGUGUCAUGGUUCCACUGGACAUUGUUGGUGUGUGGACAGUAACGGACAGGAGAGAACAGGAACCAGGACACCACCUGGUGCACCACGUGUAGACUGUGACAAACCAGUCCCUGUGGCUCCGACCCAGCGCCCUGAGAGUGUGUGUGAGCGAUGGAGGACCAGUUUGAUUGAGCAUUAUGGUGGAAAACCAGACUCACAACAGUACGUGCCUCAGUGCGAGCCGGAUGGACAAUUCAGUCCAGUCCAGUGUUACGGAGAGACCACUUACUGCUGGUGUGUGGACCAGGACGGGCGGGAGGUCCCUGGCACCCGAUCACAUGAUGUCGUCAAACCUGCAUGUCUUCCCUCAGUGGCCCCGCCCACCAUGCGCCCAUUGCCACGCCCAGAUGUGACCCCUCCAACACACACUGACAUCACACUGCUGUAUGCUCAGGGACAGAAAAUAGGAGCAUUGCCUCUCAACGGGACCAGACUGGAUGCAAGCCGGUCUAAAACACUACUGACCCUACAUGGCUCAAUAGUUGUCGGUAUAGCCUACGACUGCAAAGAGAACCAAGUCUAUUGGACAGAUUUGUCUGCAAGAACAAUCAACAGAGCGUCAAUGGCAGCUGGUGCCGAGCCAGAGAUUCUCAUUAGCUCAAAUCUGGUCAGUCCAGAGGGUUUGGCAGUGGAUGUCAAACGUAGGUUGAUGUUCUGGGUCGACUCGAACCCUGACAUGAUUGAAAGCGCCAACCUGGACGGCAGUAGGAGGAGGACGCUGUUUGACACAGACUUGGUCAACCCUCGAGCCAUCAUAGUGGUCUCUUCCACUGGUACUCUGUAUUGGACCGAUUGGAACCGAGAGGCUCCUAAGAUCGAGAGUUCGUCAGUGGACGGUCAGAACCGCAGGGUGGUGGUGUCUGACGGCAUCGGUUUACCAAACGCUCUUACGUAUGACUCUUCCUCUGGACAAGUCUGUUGGGCUGAUGCAGGUACAAAGCGUUUAGAGUGUGUGUCCCCGGAUGGUUCGGGUCGAAGAGUGGUCCACCCCAGUCUCAACUACCCGUUCAGCAUGGUCUACUACAGGAACCAUUUCUAUUACACUGACUGGAGGAGGGAUGGAGUGAUCUCAGUGAGCAAAGACACCAGUCAGAUCACUGAUGAAUACCUGCCUGACCAGCGCUCUCACCUGUACGGCAUCGCCAUAGCAACUACCCAAUGUCUAUCAGGGAGCCACUAACGACAGACUGGCAGCUGCAGGGUCCUUUGGUGCUAAAGUUCUGGGGCGAUUCCUGAUCAGAGGGCAGGACCACCUCAAGGCGUGCCCUCCCCAGUGUCCCUCAGUAAUAAAAAGGACACUCAGUUGGGAGCAAGAUGGCUUCCUGUUGCCAGAUCGACCGUCAGAGCAAAUUUACAACCCCUCCACUCACCCUGACCCCGACCCCAUUAUCUCACCUUAAAGAUAUAACCCCAAAAUAAAUGUUUUGUAAAUUUGUUUUAUACCUCAUUUUUAGUUUUUUUUUCUACUGUAUUUUUGUACGUGAGUUGUUUUUGUUUUAUACCGAUUAAACCUACAGAAUCAGAUUUUAAAAUGUGUGUGAGAGUAGGUUUUCUGUUUUGUUUUUAAAGCCAAAGAAGAAUGACCUGAAGAGCUUUUAAACCAUAUUCGAGCCAAAGUUUUGUUGUGAAACUGAGCAUUACAUUUCUUUUUGGUCCGCUGGCCACAGUGGCUUUUUAUAUUUAGUGUCAUUGUUAAGCUUUCAGAGUGGAUUCUGGACAAAUAUAAAAACGGGAAACAGAAAAGUUAACUGUUUUGGGGGAGAUUGUUAUCAAGUCUUGACAAGAGAUGCGAAGAUCGAUACUACUUUCAGAAAUGAGUGGUAGCAAUCUCUUCAUCGAAGUCUCGGCAACAAUUUGUACUUCCAGAAAUGUCAAGCUAUGACAUCACAACUGAAAUUGAAAAGAAUUUAACUGAUGGAAGUUAAAGUCUUCAAUAAUUAGUGGGAUCAUUAAUUUACCCGAUUAGAAAUAGAAUUAGCAAUUCAAGAAAAUACAUGUUUGAGUAUGUCAUGCAACAUGUUAAGAGGAAAAUCGCCGCCACUGUUGAGACUGAAAUAAAUUGUGUAAUCAGAUUACUGUAAUCUGAUUCUUCGUAAUAAUCUCUUCCCCUCAGCCCUGUGGCCACGGUCAGAUCCCAGUGACGACAGUCCUGCCAUAUUUCUCUGCACUACUAAUCUGUAUUUCACACGUGAUGAAAGGACGUUUUUCUUUUUUUUUGCCAAAUAUUUUUACUACUACUACUUUUCAAAUCUUUAUCUUUUUAUAAGAUGUGAUAUUUAUAACAAUAAAAUGUGAUUUGGUACUUGA
Messenger RNA from Epinephelus moara (kelp grouper), 6826 nucleotides. It is a transcript of the gene nid2a, whose product is annotated as nidogen 2a (osteonidogen). Gene Ontology annotation, cellular component: basement membrane. Gene Ontology annotation, molecular function: calcium ion binding. The coding region runs from base 105 to 5699 and encodes 1864 amino acids. The transcript has 42 exons. NCBI's taxonomy places the organism in Eukaryota, Metazoa, Chordata, Actinopteri, Perciformes, Serranidae. Gene Ontology annotation, biological process: cell-matrix adhesion. The record is from RefSeq and is a predicted model, not a curated record.